AUGGCGAUGUCACAAGUUUGGCGGCUUUUUCUCCAAGCCUUGGUGGGGUUCAGGUUGGCCGGCGCAGCGACGAUCUCUGAUGUCUACCCUAACCGUGGCUCCACUGAGGGCGGGACUUAUCUUGUUAUCACCGGCUCCGGGUUCAUGAUGCCCACGCAAGCAAAUCCUUGGGAUUCCCAAGUGGUUUUCGUUGGCUCCAAAAUUUGCAACAUCCUGGCGCACUACACCUCUGGGACGCAGAUCGUUUGUAUCACGACUCCGUACGACGCGGUCGCUCAGUCCUCCGACUACCUGACGGUCAGCGUGCAAAUUUUUGGUGGGCUUGGACUCGCCGGCUAUGCGUCGAAGACGAGGGCGUUUCGAUAUCUGUAUCACGAUACUCCCUUGUUCUUCUGGGCGCGUGAGUGGGCUGGGACGGGCGGAGACACCUUGCAGUUUGCAGGAAAUGUCUACCAUGGCGCAGAUACUGCGGGCCACUAUCAGAUUCGAGUCGGUGAUUCGGGAUGCGCAACAGAUGAGGAAUCGCUCCCACUCAGCUUCCGACGGCGUGGACAUCGGCGAAAGCACGUGACUUGCCGACUCCCGGAGGAUGAGCUCGUGGUGCCUGGCCACUACAACCUCACAGUGCGCGUCAACAGCCUGGAUCGCCAGAACGGUGACUGCCCGAAUAGCAUGUGCUUCCCUUUCACCCAGGAGCAGGCAGGGACGUCCUACGGCUAUGGCAUGGCUGCCAUCAUCCAGCCCGAGGUUUCCUGGUCCAAUGGCAAUCUGAAGAAUGUGUGGAGUGGUACGAUCGACCUGGCGACAGCCCAGGCUUACCACUUCACUGUGUAUCCCCAGGUGAAUGCCAUCGAGCCCUCGGUGGGGAGCUUGUUUGGUGGCAACAACCUCACCUUGCAUGGUUCCUCCUUCGCUCCGGAUCUCGCGGCAAACGAAGUCUUCGUCGGUGGUCGUCGUUGUGAGGUACUUGAAGCUUCACAGCACAGGCUGGUAUGUCAAGUUCCUGCCUGGGGUGCCGCUGGCAUAGGAGAUUCCUCCAUGCGUGGCUUGCGCUACACGCGGCAUGACAUUCGACGGCGGCGGCGUUGGACACGUUGGACGAUCUCGGAGAUGCCUCCAGAAGCGGAGCGUCCCGUGGAUGAGGCUGGCUUCGUGAAGGGCUUCCUGAACGAGAUCGGCACAACCCAGCCUUGGGAUUACCGGGUCGGCAAAGAGCAGAGCAUGCUGGAGUUGACAGGCUUCUUCGUGCCACCUUUGACUGCCAACUACAGCUUCUACAUGUGCGGCGACGACCAGUUGUCGCUAGAGCUCGGGGACGAGCACGGUGACCUUGACUCCCUCCAACCGCUGGCACGGAUGGAGGAAUGGAUCUCGACGAGUGACUACGCGCUCGUCUCUCCGUUCUGCUGGUACUUUCGGGAGGAUCUGUCGUCCGGUGACUUCACGGGCCCACGGAAGAAGGUCUCCGAACCCAUGCGAUUGUCUGCUGGGAGCAGGAGCCCUUUCCGUCUCCGCCACAUUGGAUAUGGCGGACCGAACUGGCUUCGGAUGGGCCUGAAAGUCUCCGGCCUCAGCGUUGCCCUGGGCGAGGAUGAGGAGCUUCUCGACGCCGCGAAGGUGUCGGGAAUGACCAAAAUCUCGCCGGCGAUGGAGCUGCAGGCUCUGCGACUCUCUGGCAUCGAUGUGAGGCGAGAGCAGCACUUCAUUGAGAUCGGGAACACGACGGUCAACGACAGCUUCAAGCUUCGGAUCUUCGGAGCUGGGGGGCACCAGGCACUCCUUUCCUUCCACCACGGUGUGCAUCGCAACACCAUUCGAAAUGAGGUACGGAAUGCCAAAGUGGUCCUGGCCGGCCAGGCGCCGUUCGCACUCCACGGAUGCCGAAGCAUCACCGUGGAUACUGUGCCGCUCGUGGUGGCACCAAAAGUCCGUUACCUGCUGACGUUCCACUGCGCACUGGAGGCCGAAAGCGCGCAAUGGAUCGACAUGGAGCUUGUCGAGGCACGCGGCGGCAACGUGACGGUCGGAAAGCUGCAAAACGCCUCGGCGCCCGUCUCCGGCACCUUCCGGGUCGGCCACGGGGGCUCUUGGACGGGAGACCUGGACGCACAGAAGAUGUCCUCGAGAUGGUGGGAGUUGGCCGCAGCCAUCUCGUCGUUGCGGCGGCCCUCGGAAGACCGGGGCGGUGAACUGGAGCUGGAGUGCUGGAGGUUUCCGAGCGGUUGGAUGGCUCGCGAAGGGUUCCAAGUGUUAGUUCGCUUUCGCCGGCCCAUCGGCGAUGUGGCCCCCUUGGAGGUCCAAACCACCGGAUUCCCUGCUGAGUUCCGUCUGGAGGCUUUCACCAUUGAGGAUGGAGACGCGGAUGCGAUCUUCCUGGAGAAGAUUCCCGCAGACAUGUUUCAGGUUCCAUUCCCUGAUCCGGAGUCCGAAACCCUGCAGGUGGUGACAGAGGGCAUCGUGGGCGCCUUUGGCGGCUCAGAGGUCUUGGGCUAUCAGUACUCCCACGACCUUGUUCCAGCCGUCUCCAGCGCGCAGCCCACCUACGUGAACGCCACGGACCACUUAACUUUGGUCAUCAGCGGCCUGCAGCAGAAUUCCUCGGACGGCUGGGUGGACGACCUGCAAAUUCUCAUUGGUGACGAUGCCGGGCUUUGCGGCGACCUCCAGGAAGUCCAGGAUUCUGACAACGAGAGCGGCGUGGAACCGGGGAUCACGGUCAUGUGCAAGCUCUCCGAUGCUGCGGCGGGGGAGCACCAGCUGCACCUCAUCUCCGUCUCACAAGGCAGGGCAAACCCAGAUGCAGCACCAGUGAUCUCAGUGGAUCUCGUCCUCGAGGAUUUCCAGCCACACUUCGGAUCUCUUGCCGGUGGCACGCUUCUGCGGCUGUCAGGAAGCGGCGUGCGAAACCUGCGGUGCUCCGACGUCCUCGUGGGAGGCCGUCAAUGCUCGAAGCCUCUCGAAGGCUCUGCGCCUGCCACUUCCGACAAGGCGGCAAACUUGGAGGCUUCGCUGUUCUGUCUCACGCCUCCGUCUGCCUCCUUCGACGCAGCCGAUGCCUCCACUUGGGUAGAUGCAGCGAUGCCGGUGACGAUUGCACAGCCACCGCGGAGCGCAUCGCUGGUGCGCGGAAAUUUCGUGUACAAGUUUGGAUCCACUCCGAUCGUGCAGGCGGUGUCGCCGGCGGUGAAGUCGGCAGCUGUCAGCGCGAAGUUUCUGCUUCAGGGAAGCAAUCUCGAGUCUAACGACGACGAGGUGGCGCUGGUGCGGUUCGGACCACGAGAGGCCAAGGUCAUCGCGCAGACGUCCUCUUCUCUGGAGGUGUGGCUGCAAAGGGCUGCCCCAGAGGCCCCUGCCGAGCCGGUAUUCGAGCCCAGCGUUUGGAUGUCCAAGAAGGGUUUCGCGGCCGUUGUGCCUGGAACGGUCUUGGAGUCUCGCUUUGAGGUCACUUCGGUGGGACCUCUCCGGGCCUCGAAAGCAGGAGGAGUCGUGCUGGCCAUUGCUGGAGCUGGGUUUCACCCCGAGUCAGCGAAACAUCUUAUCUCGCUCUCGCCGGCUGAUGGUGCCCCUGCAUUGGAGUGUUUGGUGAUUGCCGGCAACUCCACGCACCUGGACUGCCGACUUCAGGGCUCCGCUGCAAAGAUCGUGGCCCAGCAGUUGCCAAGCACACCGGCGACGGAGGUCAGCGAAGCUUUGGAUUUCCUCCGUCGGGUGGAGGCUGACGAUCUGGCCAUGGAGGUGGGAGACUACGAGGAUGCUGUGGCAAUGGAAGGAGGAUAUGGAGACCGAGAAGUAUACGGAGAUGGCUAUGACGGAUACGGGGACCAGUACGGUCCGGCGGCAGACCUAGAGAACGGCGCAGAUGAGGCUUCGAGGCGCCUUGGGGAUUCUCGACUCUCGGUACCUAUUGAGAUUCAGAUUCGGCCGCGCUGGGGCGUCGAGAGCGACGCGGCCGAAGACUUCCGCUUGGCCCACAUUCGGCCCAUUCGGAAGAGGAGGUCUCGUCAGCGUGAUCUCCCGGCUGUGCAGCUGCCACGAAGGCUCAUGUCCGAAGACGAGGACGAUGAACUCAAUGAUACAUCCGUCGACCCGAAUGCUGCGGAAGAGACUGAGGUGGGCAGUGACGACUCGGACGAGCCCGAGGACUCAGAUGGCUCGAAGCAAGUGGCCUCUGAGACAAUCAGCGACGACUCGGACGAACCAGAGGACUCCGAUGGCUCCAACCAGGUGGCUUCCGAGGAUUCCCAGAGCUCCGAGAUGGGUAGCGACGACUCCGACGAGCCUGAGGACUCGGAUGGCGCCAUGCCAGCUGCAAGCACCACCAAGCCAUCCACCACGAAGGUCGUGGUUCCACCAAUCCUCACGGUCUCGGAGGUCCUGGACCUUAACAACUCUGCACUAGAGGAUUUUGACGCCAAUGCAAGCGACGUCAACGCAAGCGAUGAGUCAGACAAUUUAACGGAGACGGAGGAAGACGAGAAUGUCACCAACAGCAGCAACAGCAGUGAUCUCGAUGUUCCGACUUUUGCCGAAGAGGAGGCGACGGAGGAGGCAGUCGACAUCGACGAGAGUUUCAGCCUUUCCCUGUCCCUGAACGGCGUCCGUGCGCGCUGCAAGGCCGAAAGUGGCUGUGGGCUGGUGCUGUCGGGCCAAGAUACACCCCUUCUGACCUCUGUGAGCCCUCUCAACGGCUCCUAUGCCGACGGCGUCGACGUGGAGCUCACUCUGUUCAGUGCAGAGGAGCCAGAAGGCGUUUCAGUGCGCUUCGGAGAGCAGCUGUGUCCCGAUGUGCAGAUCCGGAAUCUUACCGAAGAGGGCUCUUGGUGGUCUUUGUCGCUGCCUUUGUGCACCUUCGAAGCCUCCAACGUGCCUAUCUACGUGCACACCACACUUGGCUAUGCCCUCUUUGCAUCGCCAUUCACCGGGGCGGACUUCCAUUUCACGCAGCAUCUGCGCCUGUCUUCUGUGUACCCUCUGAACGGGUCCUUCUACGGUGGCACGACGAUUACGAUCUCCGGUGUUGGAUUUGGAGCUUCGCCCAGUAUGAACCUCGUCACAGUUGGCCAGGUUCCAUGUCAAGUUCUCUCCGCCUCCUAUGAUGAGAUCCGCUGCCUCGUCCCGCCCGCGCCGGAGGAAUUGCAGGAGGAGGAGAACCGGACGAAGAAUAUCACGGUCCGCGUGAUUACGGCGAGUCAGGAUCUGCAGCCUGGGUUGCGCGGAGAGUAUUUCUUUUUCAGCCAG
Molecule: messenger RNA, 5238 nt
Organism: Symbiodinium sp. CCMP2592
Lineage: Eukaryota; Dinophyceae; Suessiales; Symbiodiniaceae
Source: the annotation of a GenBank genome assembly